AUGUCCUGGGGAGGCCUCAAGAAAGCAGCGUCCCGAGCAGGGACGACGCUCAUGCAGAAGACUGGUCAGGUGGAUCGUACCAUCGACAGAGAAUUCGCAGAGGAGGAAGGGCGUUACAGGACGAUGGAGAAGGAGACGAAUGCGCUGCAGAAGGACGCCAAGACUUACCUUGAUGCAAUGCGAGCUAUGGCAUCGUCUCAGACUCGGAUAGCCGAGACCAUAUCGCUGUUCUACACCGCCGACCGUGCCAGCGAUGGCGCUAUGGCGGGACAUGCGUACAAAGCGGCGGUCGAUGAGCUCGACGUAGGUGUAGGAAGAGAACUGGACGCACCUUUCAGGACGACCGUUCUCGAGCCAGUCGGAAAGCUAAACUCGUACUAUGGCAGUAUCAACGCAGCUAUCGAUAAGCGGAGUCAUAAGUUAACGGACUAUGAUGCUGCGCGCGCGAAGGUCAAGAAGCUAGUUGAGAAGCCGGUAGAGGACACGACACGGCUGCCUAGGGCUCAAGCAGAGCACGACGAAGCCCGCGAUAUCUACAACAUCAUCAACGAACAGCUAAUCACCGAACUCCCUCUUCUUCUCGAUCUGCGUAUCCCCUACCUUGACCCCUCAUUCGAGGCUAUGAUCCGAUGCCAGCUCGCCUUUGCCCAAGAAGGAUACGACAAGCUCUCGGGCGUUCAGCGGUACUUCAACGAUAAUAUCCGAGAUGAGUACGCGAAUGGCUCGCUGGACUCGCAAGUCGAGGGGGUGUUGGAGGAGAUGAAGAGCUUGAGUAUCUAUGGGAAUUAG
Molecule: messenger RNA, 789 nt
Organism: Dioszegia hungarica
Lineage: Eukaryota; Fungi; Basidiomycota; Tremellomycetes; Tremellales; Bulleribasidiaceae
Exons: 9
Coding region: 1-789 (262 amino acids)
Biological process (GO): actin cortical patch localization; endocytosis; actin filament organization
Cellular component (GO): actin cortical patch; medial cortex; mating projection tip
Molecular function (GO): protein binding; lipid binding
Source: RefSeq, a predicted model, not a curated record